AUGGGGAAGGACCAGGAGCUGCUGGAAGCUGCUCGUACUGGCAAUGUGGCUCUGGUGGAGAAACUCCUAUCUGGCAGGAAAGGAGGGAUCCUGGGCGGUGGAUCUGGACCUCUGCCCCUGUCUAAUCUGCUAAGCAUCUGGCGAGGUCCCAAUGUGAACUGCACAGACAGUUCGGGUUACACCGCUUUACACCACGCAGCCUUAAAUGGACAUAAGGACAUAGUUCUCAAACUACUUCAGUACGAGGCAUCAACCAAUGUAGCAGACAACAAGGGCUACUUCCCCAUUCACCUGGCUGCCUGGAAAGGAGACGUGGAGAUUGUGAAGAUUCUCAUCCACCACGGACCUUCACAUUCCAGAGUCAAUGAACAGAACAAUGAGAACGAAACCGCCCUCCACUGUGCAGCGCAAUACGGACACUCGGAAGUAGUUGCCGUUCUCCUAGAAGAGCUCACGGACCCCACGAUUAGGAACAGCAAACUGGAGACCCCGCUGGACUUGGCAGCACUCUACGGGCGGCUAAGGGUGGUGAAGAUGAUCAUCAGUGCACACCCAAACUUAAUGAGCUGUAACACUCGGAAGCACACGCCGCUCCACCUCGCAGCCCGCAAUGGUCACAAGGCAGUGGUACAGGUGCUGCUGGAGGCGGGGAUGGACGUGAGCUGUCAAACAGAAAAGGGGAGUGCUCUUCACGAAGCGGCUUUGUUCGGGAAGGUGGACGUGGUGCGAGUUCUGUUGGAAACAGGAAUUGAUGCCAACAUAAAGGACAGUUUAGGUAGAACUGUCUUAGACAUUCUGAAAGAGCACCCGUCUCAGAAGUCUCUCCAGAUUGCAACGCUCUUGCAAGACUAUUUGGAAGGCGCAGGAAGGUCAGCGGUCCUGGAAGAGCAUGCCCAGGAAGAUACAGCACAAGAGACACACCUUUCGUCUCCUGCUGAGUCCCCUCAAAAGACUAAAAGUGAAACGGUCACUGGAGAACUUUCAAAACUCCUGGAUGAAAUAAAACUCUGUCAAGAGAAGGAUUAUUCCUUUGAAGAUUUGUGCCAUACGAUCUCAGACCACUACUUAGAUAAUCUGAGCAAGAUUUCAGAGGAAGAGCUUGGAAAAAAUGGAAGCCAGAGCGUAAGAACUUCAUCUACAAUAAAUUUGUCACCAGGAGAAGUGGAAGACGAAGAGGAGGAUCCAAACUCUUGUGGCCCCACAGGACUCUGGGAAGCGCUAACUCCUUGUAACGGAUGUAGGAACCUUGGCUUUCCCAUGCUCGCACAGGAGUCUUAUCCAAAGAAGAGGAAUUACCCCAUGGAAAUCGUACCAUCUGCUUCUCUGGACACAUUCCCUUCAGAAAAUGAGAACUUCCUUUGUGAACUCGUGGACACAGCUGUUACAAAGAAACCCUGCUCCUUAGAAAUUGCAAGAGCACCUUCUCCGAGAACUGAUAAUGCCUCUGAGGUAGCAAUUACUGCUCCAGGAACUAGUCACCAUAGAAACAGUUCUACAGGCCCAACACCUGACUGCUCACCUCCGUCCCCCGACACUGCCCUAAAAAAUAUCGUAAAAGUUAUCCGACCUCAGGACCAACUGGAGGUAGGGGGCAGCAUCUUUCCCUUGCCCAUGCCACCACUUAAUAGACAAGUUGUGGGACCAGCUCUCACGUGGUCAUUCCCUUGGGACCAGCUCACCUGUACCCCUGCCACCAGGGUCGGCUCUGCGUUGUGCAAGCAAGAUGCAGAGCCUGCUCUUCCAAGUGCUGCAGCUGUUGAGGGGCAGGACUCUCAUGACCCCAGGGCCAGCUCUCCUGCUUACUGCAGCAGGCAAGGAGUGGUGGGGGAUGAGGGAUUUUCUUUAUCAGAUUAUUUGAGAUUUAUGAUUUUUCAGAGUACAUUAGAAUGUCCUGUUUGGGAACUGAAAUUAAUGGAAACAGGGGACUGGGGAGAACCGUCCAUCACCUUGAGGCCUCCUAAUGAAGCCACAGCCUCAACUCCUGUCCAGUACUGGCAACAUCACCCAGAAAAACUCAUCUUCCAGUCAUGUGACUACAAAGCCUUUUAUUUAGGUUCUAUGCUGAUAAAAGAGCUGAGGGGAACAGAGUCAACACAGGAUGCUUGUGCAAAGAUGCGGGCUAACUGUCAGAAGUCUACAGAGCAAAUGAAGAAAGUCCCCACCAUCAUUCUUUCCGUCUCAUAUAAAGGAGUCAAAUUUAUCGAUGCGGCAAAUAAGAACAUAAUCGCCGAACAUGAAAUUCGUAAUAUCUCCUGUGCUGCCCAGGACCCAGAAGACCUCUCGACAUUUGCUUAUAUCACAAAAGAUUUGAAGUCCAAUCACCACUACUGUCACGUGUUUACUGCCUUUGAUGUGAAUUUAGCCUAUGAAAUCAUCCUUACGCUGGGACAGGCAUUCGAAGUCGCUUACCAGCUAGCUCUACAAGCAAGAAAAGGGGGCCAUUCCUCCACACUUCCAGAAAGCUUUGAGAACAAGCCCUCAAAACCCAUCCCUAAGCCCCGAGUUAGCAUUCGAAAGUCAGUGAUCGACCCUUCUGAGCAAAAGACUCUGGCCAAUCUGCCGUGGAUUGUGGAGCCGGGGCAAGAAGCCAAGAGGGGCAUUAAUACCAAGUAUGAAACCACGAUUUUCUGA
Messenger RNA from Grammomys surdaster, 2631 nucleotides. RefSeq names its product ankyrin repeat and sterile alpha motif domain containing 1B (gene Anks1b). The transcript is spliced from 20 exons. Gene Ontology annotation, cellular component: cytosol. Gene Ontology annotation, molecular function: protein binding. Bases 1 to 2631 code for a protein of 876 amino acids. The record is from RefSeq and is a predicted model, not a curated record. Lineage: Eukaryota; Metazoa; Chordata; Mammalia; Rodentia; Muridae.